Molecule: messenger RNA, 2866 nt
Organism: Camelus dromedarius (Arabian camel)
Lineage: Eukaryota; Metazoa; Chordata; Mammalia; Artiodactyla; Camelidae
Gene: ZNF526
Product: zinc finger protein 526
Exons: 3
Coding region: 209-2233 (674 amino acids)
Biological process (GO): regulation of transcription by RNA polymerase II
Cellular component (GO): nucleus
Molecular function (GO): RNA polymerase II transcription regulatory region sequence-specific DNA binding; DNA-binding transcription factor activity, RNA polymerase II-specific
Source: RefSeq, a predicted model, not a curated record
GGGAGGAGUGGAUAGUGAGGGGUCCCGCACGCCUGGAGCAAGAGGGUCUGUGUCAGGAGCGGCGGGGGCUGCAGGAGACGAGAGAGACGGAUGCCUGGCCACCAUGGGAUGCAGGUCAACUACAGAGUCACAGGCUCAUUGAAGACCAAGGUAUAAACACUGGCUCCAGACUUUCUGGUUGGUAGAGGCUGGCACUGCCUUCCACACAAUGGCAGAAGUGGUGGCUGAGGUGGCUGAGGUGGCUGAGAUGCCAACACAGAUGUCACCAGGGGCAAUGGAGAUGUCAACACCGAUGUUAGGGGAGAAGACAGAGAUGUCAACAGAGGUGACCGAGAUGACACCUGGAGAGGCCCUUGCCUCAUCCCUCUUCUUCCAGUUCAUGUGCUCUGAGUGUGGCAGCCUCUACAACACACUGGAGGAAGUCCUCUCACACCAGGAGCAGCACGUGCCCACUGUCACAGAGGAGGAGGAGGCGCUGACCACCCAGGACACUGGCCUGGAGCCAGAGCUAGUGCCAGGCACUGAGGAUGGGCCUUUCCAGUGCGGUGAGUGCAGCCAGCUCAUCCUCUCCCCCAGUGAACUCCUGGCCCACCAGGACGCCCACCUCCGGGAGUCUGCAAGCCAGAUCCAGUACCAGUGUGGAGACUGCCAGGAGCUGUUCCCCUCACCUGAGCUGUGGGUGGCUCAUCGCAAGGCCCAGCACCUUUCUGCUACAGCAGUUAAACCUCCAGUGCCACCUCCUCUGCCUCCCCUGACACCACCACCUCCACCCCCUGCUCCACCCGAAAUCAAGAUGGAGCCCUAUGAGUGUCCCGAGUGCUCUACCCUCUGUACCACCCCUGAGGAGUUCUUGGAGCAUCAAGGCACCCACUUUGACUCCCUAGAGAAAGAAGAGCGCAACGGGCUAGAGGAGGAGGAGGAGGAAGAUGAGGAUGAAGAAGAUGAGGAUGAAGAGACAGAAGAUGAGGAAGAGGCAGCAGCAGAGGUUGGUGAUGAUGCUGUGGGAAGUGAGAAGUCCACAGCCAGCCAGGUCCAGGCUUGUGGGGAUUGUCCACAACACUGGACUUCACCAGCAGCACGCAGGCGACACCAGCGGGCAUCCCCUGGCCCAGCAUCGGUGGCUCACCCCUUCCACUGCAGCCAGUGCCAGCGCAGCUUCAGCUCAGCAAACCGGCUGCUGGCUCACGGGCGGGCCCAUGUCGGUGGCACACAUGAAUGUACAGCCUGUUCCAAGGUCUUCAAGAAAGCAGCCUCACUGGAGCAGCACCUGCGGCUGCACCGCGGCGAAGCCCGCUACCUCUGUGUUGACUGUGGCCGUGGCUUCGGCACAGAACUCACAUUGGUGGCCCACCGGCGGGCCCACACCGCCAACCCAUUGCAUCGCUGCCGCUGUGGCAAAACUUUCAGCAACAUGACCAAGUUCCUUUAUCACCGGCGUACUCAUGCUGGCAAGAGUGGGGCACCCCCCACAGCGGUGGUGGCAGCCUCCCCGGCUCCAGCAGAGCCCACGCCCCCACCACCGCCCCCAACCCCACCUGCCCAGCUGCCCUGCCCACAGUGCUCCAAGUCAUUUGCCUCAGCCUCCCGGCUCUCCCGUCACCGGCGCGCAGUCCACGGGCCUCCUGAGCGGCGGCACCGCUGUGGUGUUUGCGGCAAGGGCUUCAAGAAGCUAGUCCACGUGCGUAACCACCUGCGGACGCACACAGGCGAGAGGCCCUUCCAGUGUCACUCCUGUGGCAAGACUUUUGCUUCUCUGGCCAACCUCAGCCGGCACCAACUGACCCACACGGGCGUGCGUCCUUACCAAUGCCUGGACUGCGGCAAGCGCUUUACACAAAGCUCUAACCUGCAGCAGCACCGGAGGCUGCACCUGCGGCCAGUCGCGUUUGCCCGUGCACCCCGCCUCCCCAUCACCGGUCUCUACAACAAGAGCCCCUACUACUGCGGGACCUGCGGCCGCUGGUUCCGUGCCAUGGCGGGCCUGCGACUGCAUCAGCGGGUCCAUGCCCAAGCACGGACAGUGAUGCUGCAGCCUCCCAGAUCACCUCCUCCCGCCCAGCCCCCGCCCCCCGAGCCUCAGCAGACGAUCAUGUGCACAGAGCUCGGAGAGACCAUUGCCAUCAUUGAGACGUCCCAGCCACUGGCACUUGUGGACACAUUGCAGCUGUGCCAGGCGGCACUGGGGGCCAGUGAAGCAAGCGGACUGUUGCAAUUGGACACGGCCUUCGUGUGACAGAGCUGAAGAGCAACAGUAAAAGAGUUUGGUUGCAAAAGCAAGUGUGGGCACUCCUGGGGAGAAAGGGGACCACCCUCUGGCAAGCCCCUCUGGUGCCCAUCAGGUGCCAGCAUCCGCCCUGGCCUCUUACUCCCUGAGUCCUCAGAACGACCCCAUCAGUUGUCAUCUUCCUCUGCCUGAGGGGACAUUGGAGCUCUGAGACAUGAUAUGAUCUAUCCCAGGUCACCCCACUGCAUUGCAAAUCGGGGUUCUCCGAGGCUCUUUGCUCUGCAUCACCCUGGUGCCCAGCAACAUCAGGUAACCUUUCCUGAGCCCCAACCAUGUGCCAGGUCUAUGCUGGGUACUGUCACAUACCUCUGCGGGUCCUCUGCUUAUCCCCCCAGCCCUAGCCUUCCCUGGACUCAGGGCUCCAAGGACUUGGCUCUGCCUGAUGGAAGAAGGCACUUGACUUCUCUGGGCUUCCUGAAUCUCACUUUUGACAGCAUGGAGGGAAAUCUGUAGGUACCCUGGUACUCAAUUGCAGACUGGGUGAUACUGGAGACCCAGGAAUGAGUCAGACAUGGGCUCCCCCAAGAGCCACCCAGUGUGGUCAGAGGAGCAUACACAAGUACAGAUGGCCUUGCUCUUUGA